AUGAAGAGGCAAAACGUGAGGACCCUCGCCCUGAUCAUCUGCACCUUCACCUAUCUGAUAGUCGGCGCCGCGAUCUUCGACGCGCUGGAAUCCCGGGAGGAGACGACCCAGAGGACCGACCAGGACCUGAAUAAAGCGAAGCUCCUGGAGACCUUCAACCUGUCCCCGGAGGACUUUGAGAAGCUGGAGAAGGUGGUGCUGGACCUGAAGCCGCACAAAGCCGGGGUGCAGUGGGAAUUUGCCGGCUCGUUUUACUUCGCCAUAACUGUGAUCACCACCAUAGGAUAUGGCCAUGCAGCCCCCAGCACAUAUGGAGGGAAGGUGUUCUGCAUGCUUUACGCCCUCCUGGGCAUCCCUCUCACCUUGGUCAUGUUCCAGAGCGUGGGCGAGCGUAUCAACACCUUCGUCAGGUACCUGCUCCACCGCCUGAAGAAGUGCCUUGGCAUGAGGCGCACUGAGGUCUCCAUGGUCAACAUGGUGAUCAUCGGCUUCAUAUCCUGCAUGAGCACGCUGUGGGUGGGGGCACUGGCCUUCUCAUACUUUGAGGGAUGGAGCUUAUUUCACGCGUUCUACUACUGCUUCAUCACGCUCACCACCAUCGGCUUCGGGGACUACGUAGCGCUGCAGAGUAAGCAAGCUCUGCAGAACAAUCCGGAGUACGUGGCCUUCAGCUUCAUCUACAUCCUGACGGGCCUGGCUGUGAUCGGAGCCUUCCUCAACUUAGCAGUGCUGCGGUUCAUGACCAUGAACGCCGAGGACGAGAAGAGGGACGCCGAGCAGAGGGCUCUCCUGGCGCACAACGGUCAGGCGGGCGGACACAUCCACUGUUCUGCAGACCAGGCCUCCUCCUCCUCCACGCCUUCUGGCUGCAGCGGAGGGAAUGCUGUCGGAGGUAGUGGGGGAGGGGCGGCAAGCCGGGGUCUACGUAACGUUUAUGCUGAAGUGCUCCACUUUCAGUCUAUGUGCUCCUGCCUUUGGUACAAGAGUAGAGAGAAGAUGCAAUACUCCAUACCCAUGAUCAUCCCACGUGACCUCUCCAGCUCGGACACCUACAUGGAGCAAGGAGAGUCUUUUUCCAAUCCGCUGCACUCUAACGGCUGCAUGUGCGGCCUGCAACACAACUCGGGCAUCAGCUCUGUUUCCACUGGUCUACACAGCAUCAACAACUACAGAAGGCUCAAUAAACGCAGAAGCUCCAUCUAAACCUGGAGCAUGUUGUGCUUUCUGGUCAAGUCCCACUGAGGGACCCUUAUACUGUGGUAAUGAACUAGCUGUGGACAUCACAGAGACACAACUCCAGUCCUGAAGAGAUGUUUGCUUCUUUCUGGCAUUGGUCACCAGCCUGAUGCUGCAGCUAGUAUUUAACCUCCAUUAGCGAAGCACAAACCAUGUAGGACAAACAUCAUUCCUGAAAUAAUGCUAAUAGUUGUUUAAGAAGCUUUCGUGACACAAACUCUGGAACUGUUGUGAAAUAAAAUGUGCAUCUUUCUCUGCACCUUUGAAUUCUAAUAUUAACGAUCAUAAUAUUGAUUUCAGUAUUUUUUCUUUGUUCAUAACAUAGACUUUCAUGUUCUAAUAUGAAAAGGGACAAGGUACACUGUGAGACAUGUUUUUAACAGGGAUUGUGCAUUAUGUCCUGAAAUGAAGAAAUAUUUUAUUGAAUACUCUUAAAUACACUUUUUCCAAAAGGAGUCUCUGGUUGUAAGUAUUAUACUCACUGCAGUGAAAUGAAAUGUUGUAUAUAUUUGGACACUUCACUAGUUCUGUCGGUGUUAUCGAAGGGAAGCUUAUUUUUUCAGUGAAAGAUUUAAAACAUAUUCUCAGUGUCUUCUCCUGUGUGUCUUCUUUCCCCCCCACAAGAAAACACAUAUUGAGGGCAUUUAAAUGACCGAUGGAGAGUGAAGGAUGGGACACUUUGUCGUUGUUGUGGGAAUCAAACCUGUGACAAUGUCGCCAACCGCUCGGGCCUCCCUGCCGACCCUUUCAGACCUCAUCACUAUGAAUCAGUUUCGCAUAGUGUCUUCCUGUACAUCAAACUAUGUUAUGUACCUGUUGCUCACCAUAUGUUUUCAUAUAGCACAACUAUAUUCUGACGUAGAGAGUCGUAUCUUAUUCACUGCUGCACCUUAGAAGACAACUGUAUAUGCUUUUGGGCAUUCAGCGCACUAUUUUAUUUUUUUAUUUAAUGGAAUCACAUCAUGUUUUGAUAUGUAAAUGUUACACUCUAAAUCAUUCUUUCUUGUGUUAUCAGUUUUCAAUGUUUGACUCGAUACUCUGUGUUAUUAUUGAUUGAGAAUAAUUAACCUCACUUAUAAUGGCCUCAGAGUUUGCACCUCAUGCACUUCGGGGAUCUUUGCUUCAGCCCCACCUAAACAAACUUGAUUCAGCCAAAUGAGGUCUUUAUGCAGUGUUCAUGUGUGUCCUCGUUUGGGUCCUUUUAUUGCAUAAUCAUUAUCAUUUCUUUUUUUCAUAUUAAUUUCAGUCACAUUGUCAGCUUUUCUUUUUAUACUGGAACAGUCUUAUCAACAUUGAUAUCUGUGUUAAUCCCUCCUGAACUGAAAGAGGGACUGCGUUUGGCGCUGUGUGUGGCUAUACAUUUACCAUAUGUUUUUUUUCUUCAGUCAUAA
This is a messenger RNA of Pseudoliparis swirei, 2627 nucleotides long. RefSeq names its product potassium channel, subfamily K, member 3a (gene kcnk3a). Lineage: Eukaryota; Metazoa; Chordata; Actinopteri; Perciformes; Liparidae. The record is from RefSeq and is a predicted model, not a curated record. Gene Ontology annotation, biological process: potassium ion transmembrane transport; stabilization of membrane potential. Gene Ontology annotation, molecular function: open rectifier potassium channel activity; potassium ion leak channel activity. The coding region runs from base 1 to 1203 and encodes 400 amino acids. The transcript is spliced from 2 exons. Gene Ontology annotation, cellular component: membrane.